Molecule: messenger RNA, 1742 nt
Organism: Lingula anatina
Lineage: Eukaryota; Metazoa; Brachiopoda; Lingulata; Lingulida; Lingulidae
Product: RNA-binding protein FUS
Biological process (GO): regulation of DNA-templated transcription
Molecular function (GO): RNA binding
Source: RefSeq, a predicted model, not a curated record
CUCAAGUCACAUGUCAAGUCAUGUGACAGCGUCAGCCAAUAGCAGUCAAAUCCUGAUACACGUGAACAGCGUGAAGAGGAAGCGAAGAUGGCAGCGGCGGCAGAUAAUUAUGGUGGUUACGGUGGACAACAAGGGUCUGGAAGCUACCAGCAGCAGUAUGGUGGCUAUGGAGGUGGAAGUGGCACUGAUGCCCCAGCAGCUUAUGGAGGACAACAAGGCUAUGGUCAGCAGGGGCAAGUCCAACAGAACUAUGGUUAUGAUCAAGGUCAGUAUUCACAAGGCGGUCAGGCUCAAGGUUCACAUCAAUCUGGAUAUGGUCAGCAAUCUAGUUAUGGUCAACAACCAGGAUACGGACAAGGUGCUCAGUCAGCUGGUGGUUAUGGUGGUCAGAGUGGAUAUGGUCAACAACCUCCAGCUCAGCCCCCAGCUCCACAACAGCAGUCUUAUGGUCAGCAAAGCUAUGGACAGUCUGAUACUUCUGGUGGCUAUGGACAGCAGCAGCAAGGAGGAUAUGGACAGCAGCAGUCAGGUGGCUACGGUGGCCCAGGUGGUCAAUCUGGUGGCUAUGGUGGUCAUAGUGGUGGUCAGUCUGGUGGCUAUGGUGGUCACAGUGGAGGUGGUGGAGGAGGAGGGUAUGGUGGCGGUGGCAGCAACUACGGACAGCAGGGAGGUGGUUAUGGUGGAGGACGCAGCGGUGGAUCAUAUGGUGGUGGUAAUCAAGGUGGAUACGACAAAGGAGGGUAUGGUGGUGGAGCACAGAUGGAGACCCAGUAUGACACCAUAUUUGUGACCAACCUUGGCCAACAGGUAAACGAAGAGGCACUGGCAGCACACUUUGGCUCUAUUGGAGUGAUUAAGAAUGACAGAAGAACAAACAAACCAAAGAUUUUCAUCUACAAGGACAAGAUGACUGGCAUUCCAAAAGGAGAAGCAACCAUUACUUAUGAUGACACAGAGGCAGCUUCCUCUGCCAUUAACUGGUUCAAUGAGAAAGAAUUUAAUGGCAAAAUCAUCAAAGUAGAGUUGGCCCAGAGAAAGGCUUGGCAGCCUGGCGGUGGCAGGGGACGUGGAAGAGGUGGCUUUGAUAGAGGAGGUCGAGGGUUUGACAGAGGUGGUCGAGGAGAUCGUGGUGGCAGAGGUGGUGGAUCAGGUGGUUCUGGCAGACCUGGUGACUGGACUUGCCCUAAUCCUGACUGUGGCAACAACAAUUUCUCUUGGAGGAAUGAGUGCAACAGGUGUAACACUGCAAAGCCUGAGGGUGCAGAUGAUGAUGACGGUGAUCGUCGUGGUGGUUUCCGUGGACGUGGGGGUGGCCGUGGUGGAUUUGGCGACAGAGGAGGCAGAGGAAGGGGAGGAUUUGGUGACAGAGGACGUGGAGGAAGAGGUGGCUUUGGAGACAGAGGCAGAGGAAGGGGUGGCAGAGGAGAUGAUCGUCGAGAUAGAAGAGAUCGUCCAUAUUAAGAUGGAUGAAAGUGCACCAACUCUCUCAUGUGGAAAAUAAUGCAAAUUAAAAUUGAAUGAAAGAGAAGACAUUAAAAAGAGUUGAGCUGGUUGAGAUUUAUAUUUGAAUGAGUUUUUAUUGCAUAUGUUGAUGUCUGGUAUCACCAAAUAAGAAAAUAUAAGGACGUUGACCAUUUUGUCUUGCACUUCUGAUUUCACGUAUGUGGAAAACUAUUUUAGCAUUUGUAUGUUUUAUGUAAAUAGAAUGGUAUCUGAAACUAGUAAAUUUUUUUAAAAAAUAA